This is a messenger RNA of Onychostruthus taczanowskii (white-rumped snowfinch), 1519 nucleotides long. RefSeq names its product mas-related G-protein coupled receptor member H-like. Gene Ontology annotation, cellular component: membrane. The record is from RefSeq and is a predicted model, not a curated record. Gene Ontology annotation, molecular function: G protein-coupled receptor activity. The coding region runs from base 477 to 1412 and encodes 311 amino acids. NCBI's taxonomy places the organism in Eukaryota, Metazoa, Chordata, Aves, Passeriformes, Passeridae. The transcript has 3 exons. Gene Ontology annotation, biological process: G protein-coupled receptor signaling pathway.
GAGUGAUACCAAAAUCAGCUAUAAUAAACUUUCCAACACAAUGGGAAGCAUUAUGAAGCAGGAAUUCUUUACCUCCACAGGACACACAGAAGGAUCUCCCCAUAUUUCUGUUUGUGAUGAGACUUGACAACAGGGGAUUUAGCCAUCAUAACCACACAGAGUUAAUAAAGUAUCUUUCUUAGCUAAUACAUAAACACCACUUUCCUAGGACUCAUUUCCAUGAAUACACCUCCUUCUCCAAGUCCUCUCCUGGCCCUGGAGGAUCAUUCGGAGGGGUCUCUGGUGGUUGUAUUCCCUGAGUGCUGAGAUAUUAAAGGAGCCACUUUAGGACAUGGAUCCCAAAGCAGCAAGAGGUACCAGGAAGCGCCGCUGAUCUGCACAGACCCCUUUGCCUGCUGCUGCCCCACAGGGAACAGGGAGCUGCUGAGGAGCCACAUGGUCCAUCCCUGGAUUCUCCAACCACUGACUGCCCGUCCAUGCUGAACACAGCCAGGGGCCACAUCCCACUGCCUGCCCAGUGUCCAUCCAUGGAGGUGACCACCGUGUCCCCAUCUCCCGCCUCACACACUCAAGGAGAUAACACAUGUGGGAUUGAUAUCUGCUCAUCUGCCUCUGGGCUGGCUGGGAACGGAGCUCUCCUCUGCCUCCUCAGCUUCUGCAGGAACCCCAUCACAGUCUGUAUCUUCCAUUUGGCUGUCACCGACUUAAUCUUCCUGCUCUCUGUGGUCACCUUCAUCCUGCUCCACCUGCUGGAGAAAGUUUCCUGCUACACUAUUAUGCUCCAGGAGUACCUGAGGUUGUUUUUCCUGCUCUCGCUGUUCUCAUACACCACGGGGUUCUACCUGCUGACAGCCAUCACCAUCAAGAGGUGCACAUUCAUCCUCUGCCCACUGUGGUACCCCUGCCACCGUCCCUGGCACCUGUCAGGUUUUCUGAUUGUCCUUCUCUGGGCCCUCCCCUUUGUUACAGUGGUUAUCCUGUGCCUGACACUCAAGCCCCAGGUGUCUCUCACCUCCAUGAAUGCCCUCAACUUCCUGCUCUUUGCUCCAGCCAUGGUCAUUUCCAGCACAAUUUUCUUCAUUGAGGUCAAGCCUGCCUCCCAGCAGCAGCAACACAAGAGACUCAGCAUCUUUAUCCUCCUCACUGUGCUCUUCGUCCUCCCCUUCACUCUCCCACUCAGCCUCUGGACUUUACUGCAGAAGUUCAGCUACAUCAUUGUGUCAUCCCCAGUGGUUUUUUUGCUCGCCUGCAUCCACAGCAUCAUCAACCCUUUCAUCUGCUUCUCAGUGGGGAGCUGCAGGAGGCCCUGCUCCAUGGGGUCCCUAAGGAAGGCCCUCCUGAGAGUCUUUGGGGACACAGAAGGACACACUGCCUGCAGCAAUGAUCCCACCAUGGACAUUGUGCUCUGUUGAUUCCUGCCACUGCUGAGGGAUUCCUUGAGUGAUCUGAUCAAUAAAUAUCCACAGUAUCACCCUCCCUCUGCUGGUGCAUCCUCACCCUCUUUCCAGUCCACACUGAG